UACAUGAGAAGCACGGGUGUAGUACUAUACUCUAGUAACGAAAUAUUCGACCAACCAAUCUUGACCAAAAAUAGUUUAAGAUAUCCACAGCUAGAGAGCAACAAAGCUUGUUCAUGGCUUCCAUCAAAGUGAUAUCCACAACAACAGUUCAAGCACCAAUUGACCACAAUAAUCUCAACUCAAGAAGUGAUUAUCGAAUAAUCGAUUUAACACCAUGGGAUCUCCAAUUUCUCUUAGUUGAAACCAUUCAAAAAGGCAUUCUUUUCCACCAAACCAUUCCAAACCAAAACCAAAUCAACCAUUUGAAACAAACACUUUCCACAACACUUUCCUAUUUCCCACCCUUAACAGGCCGUCUUAUAAUCACCCAACACAAUGUGACCACAAACAACAACACAUCAUGUUCCAUCAUUUGCAACAACAUUGGUGCUCUCUUCAUCCACGCCAAAGCGGAAAACACAACCGUAUCAGACAUCCUUAAACCAAACUAUGUUCCUUCUAUAGUUCACUCAUUUUUCCCACUUAACGGAGUUAAAAACUACGAAGCCACUUCACAACCAAUUCUAGGAGUUCAAGUAACGGAGUUAGCUAAUGGCAUCUUCAUUGGUUUGACUCUCAACCACGUUGUUUGUGACGGCAAGAUGUUUUGGCAUUUCAUCAAUACUUGGUCACAAAUCUCAAAAAACUUCCAGAGUAUACCAAAACUCCCUUCAUUUCAACGUUGGUUCCCAAACGAAGUUGAACUUCCAAUACGCUUUCCUUUCACAAAAACCGAAUCACAACGUAGAAAACCUCCGCAGAACUUACCUGAAAGAAUUUUCCAUUUUACAAAGGAGAAAAUUGCGGAACUGAAAUCAAAAGCAAAUGAAGAAACCAAAACAAAGAAUGUUCAAACGAAAAUAUCUUCGCUUCAAGCGUUGUUAUCUCAUGUAUGGCGAUGUGUUGUUCGAAGCAAAAAACUCGAUCCAGAAGAAGAUUUUCGUUACGUUUUAGUUAUAGGUGUUAGACCAAGGAUGACUCCUCCACUUGACGAGGAUUAUUUUGGAAAUGCAGGGAUCAUUGGUAGUGUAACAAUGAAAGCAGGGGAGAUUCUGGAAUGUGGGAUAGGAAAAUGUUCAUUGGAGAUGAACAAGAUGAUUAUGUUACGUUCUGAUGAGAAAAUAAGGGAUGAUUAUGAGUGUUGGUUGAAAAUGCCAAAGUUGUUUGGGAUUAAUAGUUUGGCAGGUGCUAAUUCAUUGGCUACGAGUAGUUCUCCAAGGUUUGAUGUUUAUGAUAAUGAUUUUGGUUGGGGGAAGCCUGUAGGGGUUCGAAGCGGGGGUGCGAAUAAAAGUAAUGGGAAGAUUACUGUGUUUGCUGGAGCUGACGAAGGUAGCAUUGAUAUUGAAGUUUGUCUUUCUUAUGAGAUUUUGGAGGCUUUGGGAAAUGAUGCUGAGUUCAUGGUUCCUAGUUCUACUUAAUGUGACUUGUAAAUUUUGUUAUAAUUAUCUUGUUUGACACUUGAAUUACAAUUCUUGUUUUGAGCUUGUUCUAAUGAUGUAAUGGUGUAACUGCAUUUAUGUUUAUUGAGUUGCUAUUUACAUUUUUUCUGGUCUGAAAUUGUUUAGGAUAUGCUUGUUUGAACAAUAAUUAAGGAUAUGUUACAUUGCUGUUUCAA
Molecule: messenger RNA, 1654 nt
Organism: Medicago truncatula (barrel medic)
Lineage: Eukaryota; Viridiplantae; Streptophyta; Magnoliopsida; Fabales; Fabaceae
Product: protein ENHANCED PSEUDOMONAS SUSCEPTIBILITY 1
Exons: 2
Coding region: 114-1457 (447 amino acids)
Source: RefSeq, a predicted model, not a curated record